AUGUCUGAAACAAAGAACAUUGUGAUUCUCGGUGGUGACCAUGCUGGUCCAGAAGUCAUUGCUGAGGCAGUCAAGGUGCUCGAAGCCAUUUCGGAAGUUCGCAAAGACAUCAAGUUUACCUUCCACAACCAUUUAAUUGGUGGUGCUGCUAUCGAUGCUACCGGAUCGCCUCUUCCUGAUGAGACUCUCGAAGCUGCCAAGAAGGCUGACGCGGUACUUUUAGGUGCCGUUGGUGGUCCCAAGUGGGGUACCGGGGCAGUUCGUCCUGAACAAGGACUUCUCAAAAUCCGCAAGGAGCUUAAUCUGUAUGCCAAUUUGAGACCAUGUUCAUUUGCCAGUGACUCGCUUGUCGAACUUUCUCCUCUCAAGGCUGAUAUUGUUCGUGGCACCGAUUUCACAGUUGUCCGUGAGCUCGUUGGUGGUAUUUACUUUGGAGCUCGUAAGGAAGAUGACGGAUCCGGUGUUGCAAGCGAUACUGAAGAAUACAGCGUUGCUGAAGUUCAACGAAUUACCAGAAUGGCCGCGUUUUUGGCUCUUCAAUCCAACCCUCCUCUACCAGUUUGGAGUUUGGACAAGGCCAAUGUCCUGGCUUCUUCUAGACUUUGGAGAAAGGUUGUGACUGAAACUAUCAGCAAGGAAUUCCCUCAACUCAAAUUACAACAUCAAUUAAUCGAUUCGGCUGCUAUGAUGCUUAUCAAGAGUCCGACCGCCUUGAAUGGUGUUAUUAUCACCAACAACAUGUUCGGUGACAUCAUCUCUGACGAGGCUUCUGUCAUUCCUGGUUCCUUAGGUCUGCUGCCAUCGGCUUCUCUCUCGUCUCUUCCUGACAAGAACAAUGCAUUUGGACUCUAUGAACCCUGUCACGGUAGUGCACCUGAUCUACCCAAAAACAAGGUCAACCCCAUUGCUGCCAUUUUAUCUGCCGCUAUGAUGCUCCGUCUAUCACUCAAUCUCAAGGAGGCUGCUGACGCUGUUGAGGCUGCCGUUCGCACUGUUCUUGAUGCUGGUGUUCACACUGGAGACCUUGGCGGCUCUGCAUCCACGACACAGGUCGGAGAUGCCAUCUCUGCCCAAGUCAAGAAGCUUCUGGCUUAA
Molecule: messenger RNA, 1095 nt
Organism: Sugiyamaella lignohabitans
Lineage: Eukaryota; Fungi; Ascomycota; Dipodascomycetes; Dipodascales; Trichomonascaceae
Gene: LEU2
Product: 3-isopropylmalate dehydrogenase
Exons: 1
Coding region: 1-1095 (364 amino acids)
Biological process (GO): L-leucine biosynthetic process
Cellular component (GO): cytosol
Molecular function (GO): 3-isopropylmalate dehydrogenase activity; magnesium ion binding; NAD binding
Source: RefSeq, a predicted model, not a curated record